This is a messenger RNA of Protopolystoma xenopodis, 564 nucleotides long. Lineage: Eukaryota; Metazoa; Platyhelminthes; Monogenea; Polystomatidea; Polystomatidae. The record is from the annotation of a GenBank genome assembly.
AUGCUUGCCUGUGCUGCCGCAGCGGCCGCGGCGGCCGCUGCCGCUGCUCGUCAUCAACAACAACAGCGUAUUAAUCCUAUUACUUGUGCUGACACAAGUGUUUGCCUUCUUGGUUCCAAUGUCGGCCCAGCUACCUGCUUCUCUCCAGCACAAGUUGCUUUGGCUGCACCUCUACCUCCGCCUGUGAUCGACAUCAAUGCUUGCAUUGAAUCGAGUAUGGAAACGGCACUCACCUUGGCCUGCAAUUCUGGUUCAGUCGAGCUAGUCCGUUUGCUCCUCGAGAGGGGUGCUGACAAAGAGCAUCGGGACAAAAAGUCACACACACCCUUGCAUACAGCCGUCUAUGCAAAUAUGCGUCCAAUCGUUGCGCUUCUGCUUGAUUAUGGUGCGGACAUUGAGGCUCAAGUUGAGCGCUCUAAAGAGACUGCUCUUUCAAUUGCCUGUUCACAUGGAAAAUUAGAUUUCGACCUUGUUUUCGCAACUUGGUCGAAGUGUCGGGGAGGCCUUGUUGAAUGUGUCCUCCGCCAUAAUAUUCGUGAUUUCCAGCAUUGGACCAUUGGCUAG